Aspergillus ruber CBS 135680 is the source of this 1420-nucleotide messenger RNA. RefSeq names its product developmental regulatory protein WetA (gene wetA). The transcript has a single exon. The record is from RefSeq and is a predicted model, not a curated record. NCBI's taxonomy places the organism in Eukaryota, Fungi, Ascomycota, Eurotiomycetes, Eurotiales, Aspergillaceae. Bases 73 to 1227 code for a protein of 384 amino acids.
CGCCGUCGCCUGCUGCGCAAGCAGAGCUCUUCCCCCAGUUUGACGCGCUCUUCACGCGCCCAAAAAGCUAGAAUGGCAUAUUCUGAAGCUUCUGCCCCACGCUUCCACAAAUUCAGCCUCCAUAGCUCAGACGACCAUCUACCGCUGUCUCCGCCACCAACCGAUCUUCUCGCGCAACACGAGAACCUUUCUGCAAAUAACUCAACUCACCUGAACGGCUCUACAGAGCAGUUUUGGGGUGAUUCUGCCGAGAUGCCUCAACAGUACGACUCGAGCAUUUUUAACCAAUCUCCAGCCAUUUCUAUGCCCUCGCCCUCGGUGGGUGCAUUGGCUAGACACCAACACAGAUAUAUGAGCCAGCCAAAUAGCACUACAUUGACCUCCAGUCCUCCCUCGGCCGACGAAAUUUUCUCGUCUCCGCACUCUUCGGGUUCCCAGUCCUUGUCCUCGUGGUAUUCUGAUUCACUUGCACCAUCCGCUUUCUCCUUCACUCCCGACCUUAAUCAGGAUGCGCAGCAGUGGUGGUCGCCUAUGGCGUCGCGACUCGCGCCGCAGCAGCAAUCCUCAUACCAACCGAUGCUGGAAGCGCCAACUCCUCAAAGACCCAUCCCGAACCACGACCAGCAUAAUGACAUGCUGCAAGGAGGACUUAUGAUCCAGUUCGAUCCCUCGUUCGACAUGUCUGCACCAGCAGAACCAUCUUUUCCUUCAUCGACCAUGUCUUCCUCGGCGCCUGCUACGGCUCAGGAAAGCCAAACCUACCACCCCGUCUCCAGCACACACAUGAAUCCUUCAUUCGCCGCUACCCCUCAAAUCCAGCACCACACCCGGUCACCUUCUCUAUCCCCGAGGAACAAGGGUGCUGCUGCAUCACCCAAGAGCGGCCCAGCAACAGUAACAGCAACACCACGAACAGGGACCGCCAUGAAAACACCACACCGCCGCAGCUAUGAGCGCAAGAUGUCCGCUCCCUCGAACACGCCUAAACCCGCCAAGGCACACAGCCCGAGGGGCUCCAACAAGUCCGUAUCCGUGUCUUUUGUCAACUUCACCCCGAGUGACGGCGAUAGGAUCUUGACGGGGGUUGCUCCCAGUGGUAGCUCCAAGACAAAGGCGAGACGUGAGCAGGAAGCGCGCGAGCGCCGGCGCAAACUGGGUGAGGCUGCGUUGAAGGCUGUGAGAAAUGCAGGAGGCGACAUUGAUGCUUUGGAAGCUGUGCUGUGCUGAGAAAUUGAUAUCCUUUUGCUUUCACUUUAUUGUCUAUUACUGACUGACUAUAUGUCACCUUGGUCAUAAAACCUCGUGUACUUUACUGUAUUUCUUAUAUUUGUUAUUUGGCAGUGGUCGUUUCGGUGUUUGUUGGUAUAAAUUGUUCUUUUUUAGCGUCUCUGGACUGGGUCUUUGGAUUUGGGUAUAGGCC